This is a messenger RNA of Vitrella brassicaformis, 4116 nucleotides long. The record is from the annotation of a GenBank genome assembly. Lineage: Eukaryota; Vitrellaceae.
CACGUGCAAUGCAGCACCUGUCUGUAGCAGCAUCGACAGUGCCGCCCGUCCGUCAUUCUCACACCUGCAUUGCACCUCAGCCGUUUCCGCUGGUCCCAUCCUUUGGCCCCGCAGGCUCGUCCGCCUGCUCGCCAUCGUGGUCUUCGACAAAGGCCACGGUGUCAUUGUUGCUGCCGCCCUUGUCGAAUGGCAUCAGCUGAAACGGCAUCUCGGGGUCGAUGAUCGGCGGCGGCUCUUGCUUGGUGGUGGACAGGAAUUUGGGCUCGGUCUGACUCCGACGCUGACAAGACUGGUCCUGCACACACAAAGACAGACACACACAGCAGUGAUGGGAGACGGAGAGGGAGAGGGAGAAGGGAGAGAAACGUGUGUGUCUGUCUGGCUCUAACCUCCGGCUCGUCGACUUCCAGCGGGGGGAAGUCUGGAUGGUCUUCGUAGUUGAGCCCCCAUCCCUCGGGCAGCGAGGUGCCGCCCACCCUGGGGAGCACCUUGCUGCUGUAUGGCUGGUCAUCGCCAUACGUGUCGUUGUACUGCACCGUCAGACACGGGUCAAGCGACCACUGGAAAGACAGCUUGUUGCUUGUGGCCGUGAAUUCAUGGUCGCCGAAGAGCACGUCGGCCACACCGGCCCCCUCGGUGCCCGGCAGCCAGGCGGCGAUGAAGGCGUCGCUCCAGUUGAUCUCUUGAUUCAUGUAGACAGGCCGGCCGGAGCAGAGGAUGGUGACGAUGGUGAUGUUGGGGUAGGUCUCCCUGACCUCUUGCAGGAAACGACGGUCGGACAGGCCGACGGGGGUGUUGCCGUGAUCCCGAGACACUGGCCACUGUCGGUCGCCGAAAUACUCUGGCACCCAAUGACAUGCACACAGACAGACAGGGAGGCAGGGAGGGAGGAUGAGCCAUCGGCCCACCUGUGCGUGCCCGUGUGUGGCGUGAUGUAUGUGGUGUUCUUGCCUGCGUAUGGGUCUUCUGCCAUGCAGACGAUGACGGCGUCGUAGCUCUUGAGGUCAGGAAUCGGUCCGCUGGUGUAGAGCGUCACACUCUCCGCCCCCACCACUUGCUUGAUGCCAUCGAGGAUGGACUGGCCUUUGCCGAACAGGGAGUUCGGAAAAGAGGGGCUGCCUUGCCUGCGGUGUGACACACACACACACAUACACACGUGGGAUCAGCCCGCCGUGAGUAAGCUUCUCGCGUGGCCGCCUUUCUGAUUGUCCGCAUCGCAUCAUCUCUCUCACCGACCAGUCUUUGGUCCAUCCUCCGUUCUGCAGGCCGAUGCUGUCGGCACACCGCCCAGCCACCAGAUACUUGCCCUUCUUGGACAGGGGGAUGGGCUGGCUGGCCGCCCUUCUCUCCCCGUUCUUGAGCAUAACCAGUGACUUCCGCACCGCCUCACGCGCCGUGGCGCGGUGCUCCGCCGUCUCAAAUACCGAUUCGACACCCGCAUGUGGCCGAGAGAGUGGUGCUUUGCGCUCGGGGUAGCCCGCUGCCACAAGGGCCGGUGUGGUGAAGGCGCCGUAGAGGCCCUUGACGGUGAGGAUCCUCGUGACGGCGUCGUUGAUCCUCGCCAUUGGGAUGGCCCCACUGUUGGCCGAUUGGAUGGUGUUCUCGAGGAGGGUCUUCCACUGGUCACUGGAGGUCAUCACAAUGUCAAGACCUGCACACACACACACACACACACACACACAGCCAGCCGCAUGCAGAGAGACUGUGGUGGUGUUCUAUGGUGACUUCUCCUUCACCAGCCGACCCACCUGCAAUGAACGUCUGGUCGCAUUUGGUGGCGGAGCAGCCCUCCACCUGUGCGUGGCCAUUCCAGUCGCCCACCACCAGCCCGGCGAAGCCGAGGUUCUCCUUGAGCACUUCGGUGAGCAUGAACUCGUUGCCGUGUGUCUUGAUGCCGUUCCACGAGCUGAAGGAGGCCAUGACCGUCUGCACGCCGGCCUCGAUCGACUUGAAGUAUGCCGACAGGUGGGUGUCUUUCAGUUCCUGCAGCGUGGCCUUGGUGUCGCCCUGGUCCACCCCGCCCUCCGUCCCCCCGUCGCCUCCCCAGUGCUUGGCGCACGCCAGCACCCUCUCCGGACCCAGAAAGGGAAACGCACCGUCUGCCACGCCCUGCAGGCCUGAGUGGUGCAGGCAGCCGACAAACACUCACAGCUGGCUCAGUCUAUCUGUGUGGGUGCACGGAAACGGAUCCAUUGCUGUACCUUUGAUCAAGUGCGAGGCCAGAUUUUGGACGAUGACUGGGUCCUGCAGACACACAGAGAGAGAGGCGCACGAGCAUCAAUGCCCAUAAUGCGUCCACUGAGGCUAUGUUUCUUGGUCUGUCUCCCUCCCUCCCUCACCUGGCUGUAUGACUCGUAUGUCCGCCCCCACCGCGUGUUUUGCGCGACAGCGUGUGUGGGCGCGAAGGCCCAGUCACACCCAGUGGCCUGCAUCUCCUUGGCCGUGAUGCGGCCGAUCUUCUGCAUGAGUGCGGGAUCGUUGGCGCAGCCCAGCCCUAUGUUGUGCGGGAACAGCGUGGCCUGCGGGAGGUUGCUGUGCCCGUGGAUGGCGUCGAUGCCGAAUAGGGGGUGGAUAAUCGCGUCGUCCACUUUUGUGGCGGCGUUCCAGUAGGCCUGCAGAGUGGUCGCCCACUCCUUGGCGGUGUUGUCGCCCAUGUCUUCGUUGCCGCCCUGCAGGUGGGAUCCGAUGUUGUUGGCGGCCAUCUCUGCGGCAGUGAUGGUGGUCUGCAGCGGCAUGAGCAUCUGGCCGCACUUAUGCGCGACCGUCAUCUUGUCCACGAUCCGCGCCACCUCGCUCACAAUGAUCUUUGGAAGGGCCGGAGACUUGACGUCCGAAGGCCAAGUCACACCGGCUGCGCAGCAUACAGACAGCAUCGAGAGUGAGGUGACGCACUGCGCCGCUCACUCACGUUCUCGGUUGACAUAUUUGCAUCUCCCGCCCUCAGUUUGGGUGAACCCGUCUCGACACUUCUCGCAGGUCUCGUUGUCCUUAGCGCACUUGUCGCAGCCGGCCACCUGGCAGCCGUCAUCUGUGGGGUCUUCCACCUUCUUGCAGUCGAGCCGGGCGCUCUUGACGCCCUGCUUGAAGCCCAUUCUUUCGACGGCCUCCUCGUCCUUGAGCUCACAGCGCCCAUUGGUGUAGAACGAGAAGGCCUCGCAGUCGGGUGUGGUGGCACACUCGUGGUGGCACUCAGCAAGAGAGGAUGUCAACCUGGUGGAAGAAGGAGUAGGAGGGUCUUGCCAGGUUCGGCUGCGUCAGAGUGCAUUGCGUACGAUGCCUGUGCGACGUCGUUCUGCUGCCCGUCGCCGAAGGCCACAUCGUCCAACACGUUGCACCUCUGCAUAGCUAAACAAAACGAAACGAAGCACACACAGGCGGGAUGGAUGUCCUUGACCCUUGAUACCUGGAAUGUCCUUUGCUUACGUUUGCACUGGUUGUCGCUGGGUGACACGAAGAACCCCACCUCGCAAAGCUGACACUCUUCCUCCCCGUCCGCCGCCUUGCCGCAGCUCCUGCACUGGGUCCUCGCCGUCGAGCACUGCUUCUCCUCCAGCCCCCCCAACACUCCACCACCGUCACCGACCAGGCCUUCAGUGCUGGCGGCCGAAGCCAGGCCCGUCGCCACACAGUCGCGCAGCCCUGACACGACUGUCAGUGAGCCGUCGCUGCUGUUUGUGAAGAGGGUAGGGGUCUCUGCUUUGCCCUUGAGGUAGCAGCCGACGUCGUGUUCCGUCUUCAUGAAGGUGAAGGCCUGGCAGACGGGCCGGGAGAGGCACUUGUCGCGGCAGAGGGGGAGCUUCGACGCCUUGGGGUCGUUGAUGAAGACUUCGAUGUCGUAUGAGGCGAUGGCGCCGCUGGCGAGGCACCCGUCUGACUUUUUAAAAGGCGCCCUGGGGCUGUCGACUCCGAGGGGGAUGGCUGACUCGAAGCGGACGUGCUCUUCGGCCGAAGUCAGCCCUGCGGCAACCGUCAAUACGAUUAAGGUCAGGUGGAACAUUGACCGCGUCUCUCCAACGGCCAAUCACACGUAUUAAAAAAUAAAAGCCCGCACACAAGAGAUGGACACAUGGCUCAUCCGCUCUACGACGGCUGUCUACGGCGUGUCGUCGCCUGAUG